CCUGAAUUUAUUCUUGACUUUUGACCACCGUCUGCCAUCUGUCUACUGCUUGCAAUAUUCUGUCCAUAGCCGUCACCAGGAAAACAUUCACAGCAUCGUUCUGGACAUUUGGGCAUCACGUUGAAUGUCUUGACUUUCCUCCCUCAUUCGUCGGCUUUACAUCUGGAAUGCCGUAUUCAACUUCCCUAAAUCCAUUAUGGCCCAACUACGUGGGAGUCAUCGGAACAUUACUUGCCGUCGUUUUGGGUGUUGGUAGAUAUGCACUACUUGACUGGUGGGAUCCGACGCAUUGCCAAGCACUGCUCAAUAGCGGAUCUUGGUUGGAUCAGAAAACAUGGCAACCUGAUGGAUGCAUGCUACAUUCGUACAGUGCGGAGGACGUUACUACAUGCGCUCGUUCGCGAGAAUUCGCCUUCAUCGGAGAUUCCGUAACGCGCACACUUUUUUUCCAGCUCGCAAGUAUCGUCGAUCCAGAACUGCCUACAGGCCCGCCAGACGACGACCAGAAACAUGCGGAUUACAAUUUCAAAGCACCCAAGUCUGACAUUACCGUGUCCUUUCAUUGGGAUCCGUAUCUCAACAGUUCUCGGACUCUCAAUGUCAUUUCCGCCGAUGUAACUCUCUCGCGGAGUUUCCAGCGGCCUGCUCUUCUUGUGUUGGGGUCCGGCCUUUGGAAUUUGCGUUACGCUGAUAUCACGGGGGGAAUACCCUCGUGGGAGGCCAAUAUGGAACGCAUAUUGGAUGCCAUAAGUCAGGGUAGAUCAAAGCCGGCAGACGAAGUAGUGAUCCUUCCUGUUGAGGAGGUGGUGCCUUCGAAACUUUCUCGCGAGCGUGGACGAACAAUACGCCUGGCGGAGAUAGAUGCUAUGAACUCAGAUCUUUUCCAUCGCAUAAACCAACCAUCCCCCGAAUACGCGCAUCUGCCGGGAAGAAUGCUUCCUUUCAUGCCUGUUUCGCUUCCGCUUGUCUUCAAUAGUGUUCUAGAUCCUGCACAAACCCAGGAUGGUCUGCAUUUUUCCCCAGCUACAGUGAGGCAACAAGCCAAUAUCCUACUCAAUCUUCGGUGCAAUGACGCAUUACCCAAGCGAGUUCCUUUCGACAAAACAUGUUGUCGAAGAUACCCGUGGCCAGUGCCGAUGCACUUUGUCAUCCUUGUUGCGGCAAUUUCUUGGGGACCAUGGGCUGUGUUCUUUUCACAGCCACCGGGUAAUCGAUUAGCGCGCAUUCCUGUUGUGAAAGGCGAGCAACUGCCUCUCCUUGUGUUCAGCGCUGCCGUCGCGCUUAUAUACGGCGCAGAUCGAACGGGUCUGUGGUUGAAAGAGCAAAAGUAUUACAGUCCCUGGACAUUCGCGUUUUUGAGUAUUUGCAGCCUUGCAGUCGGGCUGUUGACCGUUGAACGGGCCGAUAAAGAUUUGGGAUUCCUCAAUCGCGACCAAACGGAUGAAUGGAAAGGGUGGAUGCAAAUCGCCAUAUUGAUCUACCAUUACCUCGGGGCGUCGAAAAUAUCCGGAAUAUACAACCCUAUUCGUACUCUUGUGGCUUCAUACUUGUUCAUGACAGGUUACGGUCACACGACAUAUUAUAUUCGAAAGGCCGAUUUUGGCUUUCUUCGAGUUGCCCAGGUCAUGAUCCGGUUGAACAUGCUGACGCUUGUUCUAGCAUAUACGAUGGAUGCUGACUACCUAUUCUACUACUUCGCGCCUCUGGUUUCUAUGUGGUUCAUCAUCAUUUAUGCGACUCUUGCCGUUGCUUCCCAAUUCAAUGACCGAACCUCAAUGCUUGUUGGCAAACUUGUACUAUCAGCUGCCGUUGUUACCUGGUUCAUGAAACAAGAUUGGCUGCUGAAGGGUCUUUUUCAGUUACUUGAUCAGAUAUUCGGAAUCCGGUGGUCAGCACGGGAAUGGGCGUUCCGUGUAAAUCUCGACCUGUGGAUCGUGUAUGUUGGAAUGUUCACAGCCAUUGGGGUCAUCAAGGCUCGUGAACACCGCGUAAGCGAGCACCGUCACUGGCCACUUGCAGUCAAGGCGACUAUCGCACUCGCGAUGUUUGCAAUGUUCUGGUAUUUCGCGUUUGAACUGACACAAGAGUCCAAGUUCACAUACAACACAUGGCAUCCCUACGUGUCUUUCCUUCCCGUCCUAUCAUUCGUAGUGCUACGAAAUUGCAGUAUCGUGCUCCGGUCCGCUUCCUCGCGCGCAUUCGCUUUCAUUGGAAAAUGCUCGCUCGAAACCUUUAUCAUCCAGUAUCAUUUCUGGCUAGCGGGGGAUACCAAAGGUGUUUUACUUGUCAUUCCAGGGACAAGAUGGCGGCCCAUCAACUUCGGUGUAACAACAUUCCUGUUUAUCUUCAUGUCGCAUUGGAUUGCUAAAGCCACUGGGGAGAUUACUGCGUGGGUAUGUAACGGUCAGCCGAAGACGCUACCUGCCCCAGCCACGUCUCACUAUCACCACACACCUUCUCUGUCUCGUCAAACUGAGACGCUCUCCAAUGGCGGUCAGAAUGUACCCCUUAUGCCAAUACACACAGAUCAGGCGAAUAAGACCGAUGCUCAGCGACAGCCCCCGAGGUGGUUAGAUCGGCUUGCGGAGGGUUCUUCGCAGCCCUCUCCCAGAUUCGAGGGUUGGAAGUCGGCUGCUCAAUGGACAACGGGUAUCAAGGCAAGGACGGCCUGGAUACUGAUUCUGAUGUGGCUGACAAACAUCUUGUGGAUGCGCACUUGAAAAGCUUUAUUACACCUAAAAUACAUCCGUCUUCACUACAUCCAUUAUAUAUACCUUGGACGGCACAACAUCUAUAUAUCCUCAUAAUACACCAGCAUGACUAGAAAGGGAAUAAGUCAGAAAGAGUUGGUUGACUGAAGGAUAAGGUGAUCAUUUGGUUGAAGACAUUGUACUACUCGUUUGUGUCGUCACAAAACAUCGGACAACAAUGCUAAUCC
This is a messenger RNA of Guyanagaster necrorhizus, 2938 nucleotides long. RefSeq names its product Cas1p-domain-containing protein. NCBI's taxonomy places the organism in Eukaryota, Fungi, Basidiomycota, Agaricomycetes, Agaricales, Physalacriaceae. The coding region runs from base 168 to 2720 and encodes 850 amino acids. The record is from RefSeq and is a predicted model, not a curated record. The transcript is spliced from 6 exons.